CAGGAAUAUACAGUUGGCGGCGUGUAUGUUUGCACGGAUACAAACUGGCAGGGCAUCUGCAACCACUUCACGUUCGCAGCUGGCAGCUGCCAGAACCUUCCGUCACCCUGGAGGCUGAAUGCUUCAUCUUUCGGCCCGGACAAUUGUAUGCAAUGCCAGGCAUACAGCGGUACAAACUGCCAAAACCCCGGCGGCUCAUCGUCAACGGCCCCUGUCUGGCAGUUUGCCUACCCGGGGGACUCGACCGGUGGGCUUGACUCGGGAAAUUAUUGGGGUAACCUUAUCGCAAGCUUCAGUUGUCAAGAUGCA
Phanerochaete carnosa HHB-10118-sp is the source of this 309-nucleotide messenger RNA. RefSeq lists its product as uncharacterized. Lineage: Eukaryota; Fungi; Basidiomycota; Agaricomycetes; Polyporales; Phanerochaetaceae. The transcript has 2 exons. The annotation marks the transcript as partial. The record is from RefSeq and is a predicted model, not a curated record.